CACAGCUAUUUUUAACGUGCUAACACCUACAGUGGAGCACCCAUAGGGAGACACAUCUUAGAGAACCAUUGUUACUGCACAAGUUGAGUAAGUUCUUCUUUUGCGUGUUACCUGAUCUCACUGGUUUUCUUUCCCCUGAGCAGGGUUUCCAGUUUCCAAACCCGAUGUCAUCUCCCAGCUGGAACGAGGGGAAGAGCCGUGGGCCCCAGAUCUCCAGGGCUCAGAGGAAAGAGAGAUCCAGAGAGGCAGCUGUAUGGCAGGUGAGGGGAUGGUCAGAGAGACCAUGGAGCAGAAGCCUCAGCAGGAAGAGGAGCAAGUGAAAGCAUGUGGGGCAUUGUUGCAAAGAUGCAAAGGGAGUGUGUCCAGGAAUUGUGAGCAGGGAAAAGGCUCUCAGGGGCAGCACAGGCCACAGAAGCGGCAGGGAAACCAGCCAGCACAGAAAGUUGGAAUAUCUGUUAAUUAUCGGGAAACUCACAAAGGCCUCGAGGAAGCCACGGCCCAGCAGAGAAUCCUGACGGGAGAGAGAAAUAACAUGGGCUUUGAGUGUGGGAAAAAGUUCAGGAGGCGCUCACGUCAUCAGAGAAUCCACACCGGAGUGAGACCCUAUGGAUGCUGCGAGUGCGGGAAAACCUUCACUGAGCGCUCAACCCUUAUUCGCCAUCAGAGGAUCCACACAGGGGAGAAACCCCAUGAAUGCCACGAGUGCGGGAAAACCUUCGCUCAGCGCUCACACCUUAUUUGCCAUCAGAGGAUCCACACAGGGGAGAAACCCUAUGGAUGCUGUGAGUGCGGGAAAACCUUCACUGAGCGCUCGCACCUUAUUUGCCAUCAGAGAAUCCACAAAGGGCAGCGCCCCUAUGGAUGCUGCGAGUGUGAGAAAACCUUCACUCAGCAUUCAAAUCUCAUUGCACAUCAGAGGAGUCACACAAGGGAGAAACCCUAUAAAUGCUAUGAGUGUGGGAAAACCUUCUCUUGGCACUCAGCCCUUAUAAAACAUUGGAGGAUCCACACAGGUGAGAAACCCUACAAAUGCCACGAGUGCGGGAAAGCCUUCAUUGACAGCUCACACCUUACUUGCCAUCAGAGAAUCCACACAGGGGAGAAACCCUAUGGAUGCUGCGAGUGCGGGAAAACCUUCGCUCGGAAAUCUGGCCUUACUACACAUCAGAGGAUCCACACAGGGGAGAAACCCUAUGAAUGCCGGGAGUGCGGGAAAACCUUCCAUCACAGCUUUUCUCUUAUGUAUCACCAGAGAAGCUGCAAGGGAGAUAAACACCAUGAAAAUCUUGUCUAGGACUCAGAAAAGAUUCCUCCCCCCGCCUUUCCCUAAUUCCAAAGUAGUGAACUUUAAGGCAGCAUUUGUGGCGUCUCAGCUCCCUCACCACUGGACACAACCUCCAUUACUUUUCCUAGUCUAACCAAUUUUGGAGCAUCACGUUUAUACUUUUCCUCCCACUGCAAAGUGAGUGUUAGUCACCAGGUUCCCCCAUUAGGGACAGAUUGCCUCGUUCCCAGAUUGCACUGGGUUCUGCUGAAUAGCAGUUGGGUCUUGUGCCCUUUCUCUCAAUGUAAAUAUAACAGAGAAGGAGUGAGGAUAGAGGGUGUGAUGAAGUGGGGAUUUUCCCUUGUUAUGUUGUUAUGGGGGUUGGACUAGAUGACCUCCUGAGGUCCCUUCCAACCCUGAGAUUCUAUGUGAGUCUUACUGUUGAGCCUAUGUGAGUUUUACAUGAAUACUGUGUGUGCCUCAGUUUCCCUGUGUGCUGCACCAAUACCUGGGUGCUGGGAAUAGGGGUGUGUGACUGUGACGAAGUGGGAAUGUUCUCAAUGUUUUCUUUGAAUACUGGGUGGGUGCCUGUGCCCAGUAGGGAGUGUUGACCUGGGAAGGUAGCAGGGGAGGUUUAUUGGGACUGGCUGCAUUGGGGAUGGGAGACUUUCCUUGAGGGAAGAUACCUGAGCCUGUAACAUGAGAACCCAGGAGGGAGGUUGGAGCCAGGUGACACCUCUGCCUGGGAAACUGGACAAAGGCUGGGGGAGGAGCCGGGGGAGGCUGGGGGAGACUGCUGGAGGGAGGUUCAGUUUGGAGAUGGCUGGGGAAAUGGAGCGGAGCCAGACGAGGCUCUGGUCUUCCUGCCUCCCCAGAAUGGACCCGGCCGAGGGGUCCCGUUCUCUGUACCUACAAGCUCUGUUUUAG
Mauremys mutica (yellowpond turtle) is the source of this 2191-nucleotide messenger RNA. RefSeq names its product zinc finger protein 239-like. Gene Ontology annotation, biological process: regulation of transcription by RNA polymerase II. The record is from RefSeq and is a predicted model, not a curated record. Gene Ontology annotation, molecular function: DNA-binding transcription factor activity, RNA polymerase II-specific; RNA polymerase II cis-regulatory region sequence-specific DNA binding. Bases 254 to 1294 code for a protein of 346 amino acids. The transcript is spliced from 2 exons. NCBI's taxonomy places the organism in Eukaryota, Metazoa, Chordata, Testudines, Geoemydidae.